Molecule: messenger RNA, 3117 nt
Organism: Acomys russatus (golden spiny mouse)
Lineage: Eukaryota; Metazoa; Chordata; Mammalia; Rodentia; Muridae
Gene: Swt1
Product: SWT1 RNA endoribonuclease homolog
Exons: 19
Coding region: 70-2775 (901 amino acids)
Cellular component (GO): nucleus
Source: RefSeq, a predicted model, not a curated record
UUUCAUGUUGUCCUGCCCCAACAGAUCUGGUGAUGCUUCCAGUCUUUGGCCACCAUAUCCCAGCACAGGAUGCUGCUCUGUACUACCAGUGCCCACAAGCUUGAGACUGUUUAUGACCAUAAGUUUCUCAAGAUGUCUACUAAAGAAUCUUGUGGGAAAGAAGAAAAGUCUCAGAAAAAACAGACCACCUCUUCACUAACUUUUGAUGAAGACAAGAAGGAGGAGGAGAUCUCAACAGGCUCCUCUAGUUCAGUGCACUGUGUUAAACCUGCUCCAACCAAGAAGAGAAAACUGAAACCUGAUGAUACAGACAUUGUAUAUUAUAAUUCAAACAAGCAAGGUCUGAAAAGAUUGAAUGUGGAAGUUGACACACCUAGAAAGAGACCAAAAUUCAGUUCUGCAACUGGUGUAGCAUCGUAUUCAAAUAAUAAUCAAAUUGCUUCACAGAGUUGUUCAUCAAGUAGAACUAAAGAUACUAAACUUAAAGAUAGUAAAUUGACAAAUAUUGGAAGUAAGCUUGAUUAUGAGGUAAAAAACUAUAACAACUUUAAAAUUACCGAAGAUAUAAAAUCUAAAGCUGAAGGCCAGACAAAGGAAAAGAAUUGGUCUCAUUCACUUAUUCAGAAGAAGAUGAAAGAACUGAAAGAAAAGAGCAAUAAGCUUAAAGAGAGUUGUGAAGGAUUGGAGAAAUGCAAGAAAAAUCAACUUCCUCCGAAUUACAAUUUCAGCGAUAUAAUCAAGGAACCGUUUGAAUCUGAAAGAAAGAAGAUCAGUUUCAAAAUUCCAAAAAAAUCUCCUAGCACCCUUCAGAAGCUUGUAGAAGAAAAUGUCUUCAGUGUAGGUUCUAGUAAGUCAAAGACUAAGCAGGAAGAAAAGCAAUGCUUGCAAAGUUACCAGAUAUCAUCAGAUCUGUCCAGGCAUAAAACAGAAACCUUGUUUUCAGAUUCCACACAUAAGCAAGCUGUUUGUGAGGGGAAAAGAAAGUAUCAUCGUGAGCACCAAGAAGUGAAAGGUUCAGAUGCUCAGGAAAACUGUACCCAGAGUUUUGAAACGCCAUGUUCUUCAGUGUCACCUGAGAGUAUCCAAGAUACAGAUGAAGAGAUGCAGAUAGUAGAAGAGCUCCAUGCUGCACGCGUGGGAAAAAGUGUGGAUUUACCUGUGGUUCCACCAUCUGGAGAGUUAAUGAGUAUGGAAAUUGACUUGGUGGAAGAUGAUGUACAUUCUUCUGCAAAUACUGCCUCAGACAAAAAGCUUCUAAUUGUUAUUGACACAAAUGUUCUGAUGAAUCAUCUCAAAUUUGUUAACAUUUUGAAGACAACAGAAAUACCAGGCUUUGACACACUUGUGUUAAUAAUUCCCUGGGUGGUUAUGCAAGAGUUAGAUCGUAUGAAGGCAGGAAAAUUACUAAAACAUGUCCAACAUAAAGCUGUACCUGCGAUUCAUUUCAUUAACAACAGCCUCAGAAAUCAAGAUAGAAAGCUAUGGGGUCAGUCAUUACAGCUGGCGUCCCAAAAACUUUAUGGAUUGAGUGACGAGAACAAUGAUGAUCGAGUAUUAAAGUGCUGCCUUCAGUACCAGGAAUUAUUCCCAUGUUCUCUCGUCAUUCUGUGCACGGAUGAUAGAAAUUUAAGAAGUAAAGGCAUUAUAAGUGGUGUGAAGUCACUCAGUAAAGAAGAAUUGGAUGCAGAGAUACUAAACUUAACUCUGAACACAGAUAUGUGCCAUCAGCCUUGUGUUUCUAAGCAACAGUUGAAAGCAGCAAUAGCACCUGUAAGAGAGACAUCUAAGGAAGAAUCUACAAAUUCUGGACUGUCCAUUCUCCUUGAACACAUUAUAUGUGAUCUUGAAAAAUCUCUUGGGACAGCUUUAUCUUCAAUAUUAGAAACAGAAAUGAAAAUUGCCUUUGGAGAUCUUUGGAUGGAGGUACUGUACUUGAAACCACCAUGGACUCUAAUAAAUCUGUUACAGUGCUUUAAAAAACAUUGGAUGGCUGUAUUUGGAUUAGUUAUGGAAAAUAAAUUGCUUCUAACUAUUGAGAGCCUAUAUGAAAAUCUCUCUAAAGCUAAUAAUUCAGUGGAUUUUACAACAGUGAAGUUCUUGCUUCAGGAUUCUAAAAGUCUGUUACACGCCUUCAGUACAAGGUCGAAUUAUGAUGGCAUUCUUCCCCAGACCUUUGUUCAAGUAAACAAACUCCUCCAAGUACUUGCAGAGGCCAAGACAAAGUUUAAGCCAAACUCUUCAGGAAGCACAGUGAGUAAAAAGCAGGACGACACUUCUUUGAUGAAGCUUCAUAACCAAGAUGUCAGUGGUUUUUUGGAUUCUCCAGUUCACCAGCUUCCUCAGUUCACCAGGCAUCAAGAAAUCUGGUCUGUCCUGGAGAAUGUUUGGACUUCAAUAUAUCAGAACAGCACAGAUGUGUUUCAAACACUGGACUCAAGUUCAACUUUGACCACUUCAAAAAUAGCAUCAUUUGAAGAAGCAUUUAUAUAUCUUCAAAAAUUAAUGGCAGCUGUGAAGGAUAUUCUUGAAGGAAUUCAAAGGAUUUUGGCUCCUAAUAGUAAUUACCAAGAUAUUGAGACUCUCUAUAACUUCUUAAUCAAGUAUGAGGUAAACAAAAAUGUCAAAUUUACUGCCCAGGAACUUUAUGAUUGUGUUUCUCAGACUGAGUAUCGUCCAGUUUGUGUUGGCCAACUACUGUUGAAUGUGGGAUUUAUCAUGGAAUGUGGUAAUAUAGAGGUCACACCAUUAAAGAAAUACUGGCUUUGUCUUUCCUGACUGCUAUCAAAUGCCAACAACUCCUCAUGGAAGGGUGAGACUGUGUGCCCAUACCUCUCUCUCCACAUACUUCGAUUUUGUCUGGCUUCAGCUUGUGUAAGUCUUAUCUAUGCUGUCACAUCUCAGUGAGUUUGUGUGUGCAUCUAUCUGCCCUGGCAUAUACAGAAAAUACCAUUUUUUGACAUCAUCAGGCUCGUACAGUCGUCCCAUCUUCUUCCUCAAAGAUCCAUGAGCCUUAAAGGGGAGGGUAUGAUAUAUAUGUCUUGUUUAGGAUUAAGUGUGUCUAAGGUCUUUUACUGUCUACAUAUUAACUGGUGGGUUUUCCGUGUUGAUCACCAUUUC